CGAAGACAUUAUUAGAUCACCAAUUCCUACUCGAGCACGACCUCUCUCUCUCUCUCUCCCUCUCGCUGUGUGUGUGUGUCUGUGUGUUUAGGGUUUCGUUCUGUGCUUGUUCACUCUCAAAUCGAAGAAAAUCACGUCAAGGAAUUCGGUAUCGAGAAGGAAGUAUGUCAGAAUAUGAAAAUGUUGUUGGUGGGAGGCUGAAGCUGAAGGGAAAAGCCCUGGAUGUUAAAGCUGGUGGCGUCAAGAAGAAGAAGAAGCAGAAGAAGAAUUAUGAUGAAAUAACUGAAGUCAAAGGGAAUGAGCUUUCAACAGGUGGAAGUACAGGAAUGUCCGACACUAGUGAGGCCUUAAAUGAGGCCAACCAAUCGGGCGGGGAUGGAAAUGCUACUGCUCACAAUGAUCAUCUAACACCUGCUGAGAGGCGGUAUCUUGAGCAGAAGGAGCAAAUUGAACUCCAAAGGCUGGCCAAGACUUCCAAUAAAUCACACCGUGAUCGCAUUCAGGAUUUCAACCAGUAUCUGGCAAAUAUGAGUGAGCACUAUGACAUUCCUAAAGUUGGCCCAGGCUGACUUGGCAAACUCAUGAAUGCAAGAACUGCCCAGGACUCACACAAGUGUGUAAUUUUAAUGGUCCUCUGUAUUUUUCUUGUGCGGGACUUGCCUCUCUUUCAGCUUUGUCUGUACUGUGCAUAUUUUUCAAUUAUCCAAUUUAACAAGAUUGUAUUGAUUUCUGCUGGUCUGAACUUUUAAAAGAAUCUCUGUGCAUUCUGAGAUCUAGAACUGCUGGUUGAUAGAAAUCUACGUUGGCAACUUUUUCACCCUUUC
Messenger RNA from Macadamia integrifolia, 824 nucleotides. RefSeq names its product protein FAM32A-like. The record is from RefSeq and is a predicted model, not a curated record. Lineage: Eukaryota; Viridiplantae; Streptophyta; Magnoliopsida; Proteales; Proteaceae. Gene Ontology annotation, cellular component: nucleolus. Bases 165 to 569 code for a protein of 134 amino acids. The transcript is spliced from 3 exons.